Molecule: messenger RNA, 4557 nt
Organism: Pomacea canaliculata
Lineage: Eukaryota; Metazoa; Mollusca; Gastropoda; Architaenioglossa; Ampullariidae
Product: ras-like GTP-binding protein RHO
Exons: 4
Coding region: 162-1124 (320 amino acids)
Biological process (GO): cell migration; small GTPase-mediated signal transduction
Molecular function (GO): GTP binding; GTPase activity
Source: RefSeq, a predicted model, not a curated record
CAGUAUCCUAUUUUGACGUCAAAAUUCCGCCCUUUAUUAUCAGAUCCCCCUCUACUGACUAAUGAGGUGUGGUUGCCCGUUGAUGUCUGACAUCUCAAAAGAAAGCAGUAGUUUGAUGCUUUUUAUCAGCGAACGAAGGAUAUAAGUGUCAGUAAGUAGCAAUGGCUGCAAUAAGGAAGAAGUUGGUAAUAGUUGGUGAUGGAGCCUGUGGCAAAACCUGCUUGCUCAUUGUGUUCAGCAAGGACCAGUUCCCAGAAGUCUACGUACCAACAGUUUUUGAAAAUUAUGUAGCAGACAUAGAAGUAGAUGGUAAACAGGUUGAAUUGGCAUUAUGGGAUACAGCUGGCCAAGAAGAUUAUGACAGACUACGGCCACUGUCCUACCCUGACACAGAUGUCAUCCUCAUGUGCUUCUCCAUUGACAGCCCGGACAGCUUAGAAAACAUUCCAGAAAAAUGGACUCCUGAAGUUAAACACUUUUGCCCUAAUGUUCCUAUUAUUCUUGUGGGCAACAAGAAGGAUCUGAGAAGUGAUCCCAACACUAUUCGAGAGCUACAAAAGAUGAAGCAGGAGCCUGUCAAACCAGAUGAAGGCCGAGGUAUGGCUGAGAAAAUUGGAGCUGCAGCAUACCUGGAGUGCUCAGCCAAGACCAAAGAAGGCGUACGCGAGGUGUUUGAGUGUGCUACUCGGUCAGCUCUGCAGGUUGAGCUAGCAUUGUGGGACACAGCAGGGCAGGAAGACUAUGAUAGAUUGCGACCACUUUCUUACCCAGACACUGAUGUCAUCCUAAUGUGUUUCUCCAUCGACAGCCCUGACAGUUUAGAGAACAUCCCUGAAAAGUGGACGCCAGAGGUUCGCCACUUCUGUCCCAAUGUUCCCAUCAUAUUAGUUGGCAACAAGAAAGAUCUACGCAACGAUGAAAACACCAAACGUGAGUUGAUGAAGAUGAAGCAGGAGCCGGUGCGUCCAGAAGAAGGGCGUGCAAUGUCAGAGAAGAUCAAUGCCUAUUCCUACUUGGAGUGUUCAGCCAAGACCAAGGAAGGAGUGAGGGAGGUUUUUGAAACAGCAACACGAGCAGCACUUCAAACCAAGAAGAAGAAGAAAGGGGGUUGCAUUGUUUUGUGAGCUGGGUAACUUCCAGUGGUCGUAAGAUAGAAAGGCAGGCAGGACAGGUCUUACACAGAUUGGGACAUAGAGCAUGAUGUCAGGUCUGGUUUAGGUAUCGAGGCAUCAUGUAGUCAACUUCUUGAACACCCCAUAUAAAGUCACAUUUUUAACUGCUGCUCACUGAACCAAAUGCACUUCAUGCUCUUUGACCCAGAUGUAGCAACAGUCACACAAAGAGUGUGACCUGAUCCUGCAUUCAUCCUAGUGGCGGGACUGAAUACACACAUUACCGAACAAAGCUAAGUCAGCUUUUGUUCAAAAGCUGUAUAGCAGCAACUUGGCUUUUUAACACCUGAUAACCCCCUCCCCCCCUUUUUUUUUUUGUCUCCUUCACUCACACUGUUCUAGUGUGGGAGACUGUGGGUAAGCAUAGGAAUACGGGGAUUUGUUGGCUUAGGUGCAGGGCACAAAGUUGGUGCAUAGACAGAAGAAUUUAUUCCAAGGUCUUAGACAAAUAAUUUGCUUUUUUUAUGGGAUGUGCAGUAAGGUAUUAAAAGUAACUUGAAUGCAUAAUUAUGAUAUCUUGGACAAAAGUUGCUUUCAUUCACAAAUUUUUCCUCUCUUUAUUAGUUUCUUUUCUCUUCACAUCUUUCUGGGAUCGGAAAGACUAUAGGCUUUUUUUUUCUCUCAAAGAUUACAAUUGUGCAUGGCUUGUGAAAGAUAUGAUGCCUCUUUAAGACAUCCACAUCUGUGGAAUAAAGUACUGUAUGCUUUUUUCUUUUUAUUGUUGAUGCUUUCAUGAAAGCUGCCUUUCUGCUUACAUCAUUUCAAAUUCUUGUUUAGCUUUUGUAUUGAUACCUUUGUUUAUGCAAGCUCAGGAUUACCAGGCGCUGGUACUUGCUGAGUGGAGAUGACAAAUGAGAGAUGGCAUAAUCAGUGUACUGUCAUUUAUGUAAGACACACAUAAUAUAAAGUACAUGCGGAAUGUGACGUUUAGUGUUUCUUAUUUCGGCAUCAUUCAGGGUCUGGAGAAGUGUUUUCUAAUUCAUUCACCGACUAGAUGAUUUAAGGUUCAAACAUUGAAUAACACAUUCUGAAACCUUGGCAUUUCAUCAUUGCAUAUUAUGCGCGAUUAAAAAUUUUCUGCACCUUUUAUCACAGUUGACCUUCACUUAAAAAUGGUGUUUGUCCCUUUUAUAUAUCUGUAAACAAUGAUAUUUUAGAAACAGAACAGUAUGCUGCUAGAGGAUAUUCAGUUUAAUAAAGAAUUUUUUUUUAUAGUGGUGCAGGGGACUAUGCUUAUUGAAAAAUUUGGGAUGUUAGGCAAGAAAGAGUAUCAAAGGACAUACCACUGAAUUAAAGUUUUCGUGCAACAGGUAUCAGCAAAGUGCCAUGUCUACUGAUGCCGUGCUUAUUGGUGAAUUUUUUUUUUUUCGAUUCAUCUUCAGCAUGUUUGAGACUUCAUGGAUUUCAAUCAUGCAUAGUGUUUGUAAGCACUCCAUAAGGUAGAAAUUGGCACAGUAUUUUAAGCAAGUAUUGAAGCUGAGAUGCUGACAAAAGUAUUCGAUCUAUCGGCUGAAACAAAGGGUAACACACAAGUUGUAGGCUUUGUCUUUCUCAUAUUUGUGUUUCAUUGCUGCUUAUUUUUUUUAUCAGAUACGAUCCAUCCCACCCAUACGGUUUUUACUAAAUUAAAGCAGAAUAUCAAUUUCUCUGAAAGCACCCUAUCCUCCUUGUAGGUAGUCCAGAUUGCAGUUCUUUAAGAGUUUAAGACGUGCAUACAAUUGUUAAUACUCAAGAGUAAUUGCGUUUUUACUUUUAUCUUUUUUGGGGGGUUGGGUGGGUGGGUAUAAUAACUUAAGUCUGCAUACUAUACCAAGUAUCAAAUGAAGAAUGAUUAGUUGGACUUACAAAAAAUUGAACUUUCUUGUUUGUAUAAAGGCUUGCCUUGGUUUCUGGACUGGGCAGUUUUUGUUUAUGACUGCAACCAGUAUUUUCAUUCCUCACCAAGUAUUAGGCUUCGGCUAAAUUAUUUCUAAAGAGAUAAGCUCUGGGGUGACUUUGUCGUGAUCGUGUCUUGCAGCAAAAUCGAGUGCUCACACAACUCAUUGGCUAUUAUGUAUUCUGUUUCUUCGUGAUUAUUGGUAAUAGAACUUGCUAUGCCUGGUGCAUUGCCUGUCAACUGGCGGCCAAAGACUUUUGGGCCGUCAUAAUUUCAUUAGGAGUCUUUAUCAACAACUUUUGAUGUUGGGAUUUCCAUUUUCUUUUCAUUUUUGUACUUCAGAGAUGAGGAAGAGUUAUAAAGGUUUGUUUGUGGUUGUGCUCGUCACUCGAUUGAAACUAGUGAUUACCGUCAUCAGCUUGUCGCUCGUAGCGGAAAUCUUGCAUUGUUCGCUACCGAAAUUCUUUAAUCGUGUGUGCAUGUGUGUGCAAUACAUACUUUGGACUCUCACACUCAUUUCCUCUCUGUUGCCAUGGCUCGCCAGGAUAAUACCUUAGUUGCUGGCAUGGCGUACAACUAAUCAACUUUGUUGCCAUAGCAAGGAAGCCGUCAUGGUCUCACACUCGCGUUAAAAAGAGUGCCGCUGUCUCCUUUCCAUACAUUUGCAGGUCAAUUUACACAGGGAUAUGGACAUGUAAAUUUAUGAAUAAGAAAUAGGAUGCAAGCACUUCUGCAACAAACUUUCAGACAGCGUGAGGGAUGUAUGUUUGAUUGGUCCUCGGAGAGCUCGCCUUUGUUAGUUGUCCUGUGAGUACAUGUACUCGGUAAAUUAUAGCUGGCAGGGGACUUGACUACAUGUCCUGGUCAUGUUUAGUCUUAUGCUGUUAUCUCCCUUCGACGAACGUGAAUUUGAGGGUGAAUGAGUGUUUUUUUCACUGGGCAAGGUGCUUCUUAUUAGAAAUGAAUCUAGCAGUUUACCCCUUUUGCUUUGCCUUCGAUGAUAUGUGCAUAGUAUGAGGUACUUAUAGUUUACAUCUUAUCAAAGAAUUUUAGCAUGUUGAACGCUGAGGGGUUACUAUUAACCUUAGAUAAUCCAUCUUGCAUCUUAAUCGCCUCUAUUUUCCUCCCCUCUCACUCCUUAAAAAAAAGGGGGGGGGUAGUUUGUUUCUUAAUUUUUUAGAGAAAAACAUUCAAACAUUUCACUUGAAGUAGUUCACGGAUCCCAACAAAAUCAAGAGUGUGGAUAGGGGAAUGGAUUCUGUUGAGAAAGUCGGGACGAAUGUUUGUAUAUAUUUUUCGUGCGCUAGUGUAGCCAUUCCUGCUUGUAUUUGCAAUUAUAUUCGGCGUCGGAGUUUCACAUCCUAUUUUGCUUAUGUUUUUCUCCCGUACGUUUACUUAAUCAUGCUUUUUUUUAAAAAAAAAAAAAUUCUCUUCUGUUUGCCUGUUCUGUAUCUUAACCAGUACAUAAUAAAUAAGUUAUGUCGGCAUAAUUUUUUGUCGAAAUUCUAA